AUGGCGAAGAUUGGUUGUGGAUGGGAAGAAAUAUUGCUUGUUUCCAAGACAACAAAACCCAGAAACAACAAGGAGACUGGGAACGGGGACCCAGUCUCCCAUCUGGAAGAAUUCAAGAUGGCUGCCGUCCGAAUGCGUGCAAAACUAAAUCGUCUUUUACCAUAUUUUCUCGGCAAGAAAGAUUAUUGUGUUUCCGCAAAUACAAAGCCUUAUGUUUAUCAUCCUCAAAGUCGUACGUUGGAGCCAGAAAAUCAAACACUUUACCUCACAAAGACCUUAGAAAUGGGGGACAUUUCAACUUGCUUGCAAAGUUCUCACUUAGAUCUCUCAACGAGGGAAGACAUGAUGUCAAAAUUCAGACAAAAUGUGAUUCAGACAAGGCUGAUUAAUCAUGAAGGUGACCAUGCAACUAGAGAUAUGAAUGCUUUACCUUUGAUGCAGAAUAUGUUAAGGGUAAUGUGGAGUUAUUCUGGCAGGUGAGAAUAAAGCAUAUGGUAUGGACACAUGUUUAACUUACUUCAGAGUACCCGGCCACUUACAUGUAUUUGCAUCUCGCUGAAUAGUAAAAGACAGUAUCGUGUUUUUACCUCGUUCUUUUAAGUGUUGCAACGAGUGCCGGGUAUUCUAAAGUAGCUCCCAUUAAACUGAUGUAAGGGCUACAAAAUCAAGACCGAAGAAGAAUUCGGACAAUAACAUACUACACUUUAUUAUAUAAACGCCAAUGAAAUACCAUGUGAGCUUUCGCGUGAAAACUUGAUAUCUUCACAUGUGAAAAUAACAUGUUAUCUUCACAUGUGAAAAUAUCACCGUUGCUAUGGCUUCAUAAUAAAUCGCGCCUUUCACACCAAAAAACUAUUAAAGUGAAAUUGGUAGUUCAUUGGUGUUUAUAUAAUAAAUAGAACAUUACAUGGCCACUUGGAGAUACGAAAUUUCUCUUCUCGUGUUGAAAAAAUAUUUCACUCAUUCGCUGUGCUCACUCGUGAAAUAUUUUUCAACACUCGAAGAGAAAUUUCGUAUCUCCGCGCAGCCAUGUAAUAUCCUCUAUGUAUACUUUAGAAGUAGCUGGUGUUUGUAAACAUGGUUUUUGUUAUUUAAAUUUGCUAACCACUGAAGCAAAAAGAACCAAUAAAAAAUAGCCUGGCACAAAAAAAUAACAUCCAUACCACGGGUGAUGUAAUGUGAACCAUGAGUAUAGAUGUUUUUUAUUAUUUAACCAUCACUAAAAGUAUAUGUUGUAGUUAAUUUUUUAUCUCAGGUAAUUUUUGUUUUUCCUUUGUUUUCAUGAACAAAAGAAAAGCAAAACUUACCUGAGAUAAAAAUUAACUACAACAUAUACACUGUAUUGACAGAUGUAGAUUUUUAAAGUUAGUGUAGUCUCACCCCAGAACAGCAAUUAUUGGAAAAUCAUCAUGACACUUAACCUUUUUGUUACCUCAGUUUCCCAAGACUCUUGGAAACAUCGCUGACAUACAAGCCCCGUGUAAGCGUAUCAUACAAAAGAGGUGAUACUGACCUGUUGAUUUCUGGAAAUCUUGGUUUUCUGUUAUCAUCGAAGCAUCAACUGAAACAAGUUGAAGACACCGCAGAGGUGAAGAGAACUGAACAAGUAUCUCUGGAGAAACCAGAGAUAAUUUCUCCAGUGUUUAAUCUCAACAAGGCAAGAACAACACAAAAGCUGGAUACUGGGUUCUAUGAUGGUUCUCCCUUUCCAUAUCCGCAUACGCUUUUUAUUGUCAGUACAAACAGAAAGUGGACUACUAGUGACUUGGUAGCGCAAGGUGAGGAGGCCACAUUACAUCCUGCAUGAUUAGAAAGCUUUAGAUUUGAGGAAGACAACAACUAUGAGUACAAGAUUUUCUCAAUACUGAAAAUUGCUGGCACUUGAACCAGCGCCAUUUUGGCAGGAAAACGUGACAGCCAUGGUCAUUCUGCUACAAAAUUUAGUAUGAAUGUCAUAGUGGUGGAGAUGAGUUAUCAAAUGUUAGAAGUUUUAUCAUUUUGUGAUUGGGAGAGGGCUUACCUUGUAACUUCCUUUAAUAAAGAUAACAGUGCUAACUUUCCUGGUGAAUCAAAAGUACUAUGAAGCUCUCUGGAGUGUAUAUUAUUUUUUGAGAAUACGCAAUAAAACUUUCACUCAAAUCUCGUACUCGUAAUCAAUGUCAAUACAUCAUCUAAAGAAAAGUUUAUUAGAAUUGACAUUGAUCUCCAGAGGUAAAUACUUUGAUCUUCUAUUCGAUCGUUUCAACUAAAUGUCAAGGAAAUGGAUGGAGAUUAGUUUGGAGAGUUUGUAUCUAGACUUAAAGGGUUGAAGCCUUUUUCCAUGUACUUCGUCAAAAUCUGGUUUUUCAGUGGAUAAUGUCACCAUUGCUAUCUUGUGAAUUAUCAACUCAUGAAAAGGUAUACUGACCUAGACUAGAGUAUUCUUGAAAGUAUGUUAUUUUAAUUAAUUGACUUGUAGCAAAUCACAGUUCAGAGGAUAAAAUUUUACUGGAGUAAUACCUGAAUGGGGAUAAGAGGAAGGUAAAAUAAUAUUUUGACUGCCUUCAUUUAUGUUCCCUCUUUAGAGCUCAAUAUUUUAAUGCUUUUCCUCAACAAUACCACAUUGUAAAUCUACAGUUUCAAAAUUAAGAUACUCUGUCACUCCAUAAUGAGCUAGGUACUAGUCAAACUGAGCUGUGAAUUCCUGCUGAAAAUUGCCUGUGAAAUAGCAACAUUUACUUGUACGUAAAUGAACGUUAGGUGGUUGAUGACGUAUGUCAUUUCCAUUAUUGGUUAAUUUUAUCACCAUCUUUUAUAAUACUGGAGCCAAUAUUGAUUAAUAUCACUGCCAUCAUUUAUUAAUAUUAUUACCACUGUUUAACUUACAGGUGUUAUGUUUACCUUUGGACGGCUUGCGGCAGAAGCUUUAAACAAUGGAGCAUCACUUGGAGACACUUUAGAAAAGCCCCUAACCGCACAGUGUAUUGCAAGUGAUGGAAUCAGACUGUCAUUCCUAUCUUAUCAACUGAAUACAUUAGACUUUGUUUCUGACAGCGGCAUCAAAAAUAUGGUGUGGAUAAGUCCAGGGCUUUUCAUGUACAACAAGGCAGUUAUUCAUGAAACUCCUGGCACCAGAAAAAAAGAUCCACCAACUUAUGAGAUUGAAUUACAUGGAUUCAAUGAGGAAUGCUUCGAAAUAUUUGUGAGAAUGAUUCUCAAUGGUUCAUAAAAGGAAAAAAUUCAAUUAACUUUUCAUGUGAAAACAGGGUAGUUAAUCAGUUCACAUUAAAUCUGAGAGAAAAUUGUAAUAAUUAACCUUUGUGAUGCUUUUG
Messenger RNA from Porites lobata, 3311 nucleotides. Lineage: Eukaryota; Metazoa; Cnidaria; Anthozoa; Scleractinia; Poritidae. The record is from the annotation of a GenBank genome assembly.